UCUUCUAUCUUUCGUUAGACUCUUAACCAUCUAAGCAAGAAUACAAUUGAAUUGAACUAAAGCACUGAACUGGACCCUUUCUGCAUUUAUACCACCAAUCUAACAUAAAACAAACACAAUAAGGCUUCAAGCAGUCUUUAUUCCCUUGAAAAUUUGAUGUUAUUAUCGAGUUAGAUGAUAAACCACAAUGUUUAGGAUUCCUUUUGGUCUCUAAGACGCUUGAUUCCAUAUUUUACGGUGGCAGCUGUUGUUGUUUCGGGGACCCAGGCGCCUCCAGCAAUUUUUCUGUUUAAAGAUUUGCAGUGCCAAUACCAACCGCCAAUCUUCGGAGGUCAUCUUUUCCGCUGGGACCAGUGUACUUCUUGUGUUGUGAUACUUCCAUACGCUUGAUCAACUUACGGAGUGAUGCACCAUAACGGGGUACCAUAUUUCCCACAAUUCCAACUUCUUUGUACGUUUAGCCAUAACUAUUACAGUACAAACCACCGUGAAGAAAUCCUAAAGCAAAAGACAGAAGAGACGUGAAAACACAACAGCGCCCUCUUCAGGAUACUGCCAUCUUUCGGCGUGUUAGAAACAAGUGAUCGCGACUUCAACCAUUGGAACUUCAAAUAAAAAAGGAUAAAAUGGUUGAUGAGCAGGAGAAAUCGCAUCGUGCGGGAAUAUGGAAACAGCAGAACAAGCCUCAUAAAACUGGGAGACAUCGCAGCAAAGGCCAAAUCGAUUUGGAAAAUAAAGGUAGGGUAUCUGUGAGGACACUUACUAAGAAAGCCUUGAAAGAGAGAAGAAAGGUUGAUAGAAGACAUCAUGCUUUGCAAAUUCGAGCAAAGAAAAGAGAAGAGGUUUUGAGAAAGAAGCGGAACAUUGGCAGCAGGAAUGCACCUCCACACCUUGUGGCUGUCAUUCCACUACAUCAAGAUACAGAUAUUGGGGAGUUGUUGGAGAAGAUUCGAAACAUUGAUGAGGAACAAGCCACAGUUUGCGACUCCAAAUUAAAAUCUGCUGGAUUUACUAUAAAUGUAUCAAGAUUGAAGCACCGAUUUACUGGCUUGUCAGCUUCAGUUUUGACAACGAUGGGUCUCGAUAAAGUUCCCAUAAAAAAGAGAUCAGAAACAAAGAAAAUGAUUCACAAAUCUAUUUCGAAGAAUUUUCCGGAUUCUAAGCUUCAUAAUGUUGAUACAGAACAAGAUGUCUUAUUAAUGCUAAGAACGGUUGCGGAACAAAAACGAAAGAGUGUUAAUCUUCGACAGCAACGACCAUAUCUAUUAGCGGACAAUUUUACUUUUGAAUGUAAAGAUGGUGAAGAUAAAGGAAUGCUAGCUGUUACUGGAUUUCUCCGAGGAGCAAACCUAGAUGUAAAUAGACUUGUACAUGUAGUAGGUUGGGGAGAUUUUCAAAUAAACAGAAUUAAUGCUGCUACCGAUCCAUCUCCAACUUCUUUACAGAGGAAGCAGAGAAAAACGAUUCCCGGUGGUGAUGCUACGUUAGGAGUUAAAUACGAUAUCAAUGCAAAUAUUGAUAUGUCUAGCCAGGAGACAUUGGCAAAAUUUGACCCUGAUGAGAGAGAAACCCUCGUAAAAGAAGCAGUAAUUGAUCCACUGGAUGCAGAACAAACAUGGCCAACAGAAGAUGAAAUGAAAGAAGCAGAAGAAGCUAUAAAAGAGAAAAAGAAAUUGGUGAAAAACGUUCCGAAAGGAACAUCAGAAUAUCAAGCUGCUUGGAUUCUUGACAGUGACGAAGAAUGGGAAGAAAAGAACAAUGAUGAUGAAGAUGACUUGGAUUCUGAUGAUGAAAUAAUGGAGGAAGAUGAUGAAUUGAAACCAACUGUGGAAGAAGAUUCUCAGAUGCAUAGUCUUGAUGGAGGAGGGAACGAGCUCUCGAAAGAUUACAGAGAAGAAAGAUCUCAUAAAUUGUUUCCAGAUGAAAUUGAUACCCCUGACUUGCCAGCUAGAGUCAGUACAUUUCAAAAAUACAGAGGUUUACGUAGUUUCAGAACAUCACCGUACACAAAAGAAAAUCUUCCAUUAGAUUAUGCAAGAAUUUUCCAAUCAAACUUCAACAGAACUAGGAAACGACUGAGAAUGCUUGAAGUUGACGAAGCUGUUAAGCAAGGAAUGUAUGUGACUCUAUAUCUUGAAGAUGUUCCGAAGGUUUUUGUUGCAUCUCAUUCAUCUCAAAUCAUUAUUUAUGGAAUGUUUCCUCAUGAGCAAAAAAUGUCUGUCGUUCACAUGGCACUAAAGAGAGGUCAAGGUCGAUAUGAAGACAUACCAGUGAAAAACAAGGACGAGAUGCUAUUUUAUGUCGGUUUUCGCAGAUUUAGAGCAAAACCACUAUUCUCACAACAUACAAAUGGUGACAAGCAUAAGAUGGAGAGAUAUUUACAGAAAGAAAGUGUUUCUGUUGCUUCCGUUUACUCACAAAUCUUAUUUCCUCCUGCGAACGUAAUGAUGUUUAAAGAAACAUCAACAGGUAUUUUACCCAUCGCCUCUGGAAAUGUAUUCAAAGUUGAUCCUGAUAGAGUUGUCACAAAGAGAAUAGUCCUCAGUGGACAUCCCUUCCGCAUUCACAAACAUCUUGCAACAAUUAGGUAUAUGUUUUUCAAUCCAGAUGAUAUUCUCUGGUUUAAACCUGUAGAACUCCGUACUAAAUGGGGAAGACGUGGGCACAUUAAAGAGGCAUUGGGCACGCAUGGGCACAUGAAGUGUACUUUUGAUUCGCAACUUACAUCGCAAGAUACAGUUUUAAUGAAUCUGUACAAGAGAGUUUAUCCUAAAUGGUCAUAUGACCUGAUAACGCCUGUAAAUCGUACAAAGGUCGACUUCCAUGAUUCGGAUCAUGCUUUAACCUCUAAAGAGAUUGAAUUUGAUGACGAAUUUUUUGAAUGAUUUUAAUAAAAAAAUAUUGCCAUGUA
This is a messenger RNA of Styela clava, 2911 nucleotides long. The record is from RefSeq and is a predicted model, not a curated record. NCBI's taxonomy places the organism in Eukaryota, Metazoa, Chordata, Ascidiacea, Stolidobranchia, Styelidae.